Messenger RNA from Penicillium argentinense, 1149 nucleotides. RefSeq names its product aldo/keto reductase. The record is from RefSeq and is a predicted model, not a curated record. The transcript is spliced from 3 exons. The coding region runs from base 1 to 1149 and encodes 382 amino acids. Lineage: Eukaryota; Fungi; Ascomycota; Eurotiomycetes; Eurotiales; Aspergillaceae. Gene Ontology annotation, molecular function: oxidoreductase activity.
AUGUCGUCGCUCGCGAAUACCCCCAAGCCAAAGAGUCCUUUGGGUUACCAUAGAUUGCUUGCCCCAAGCGCUGGAGUAAGAGUUUCGCCGCUAUGCUUGGGUACUGCAAAUUUUGGUGAGGCAUGGAAAGAAUAUAUGGGUGAAUGCAGCCGGGAGACUGCAUUUUCACUGCUUGACCAGUUUUUUGACAAUGGUGGCAACUUCAUUGAUACGGCGAAUAGCUAUCAGGCAGGAGAAUCUGAGGUCUGGGUCGGAGACUGGAUGGCUGAACGUGGCGUUCGAGAUCAAAUUGUGCUUGCUACCAAGUACACGUCCUUCUAUCCCGGCCCGGGGGAAAAGCUGGGUAUCCGGGCUAACUAUCAGGGCAACAAUACAAAAAGUUUGAAGCUGAGUGUGGAUGCAAGUCUGAAAAAGUUAAAGACAGACUACAUUGAUCUGUUAUAUGUCCACUGGUGGGAUUUUACUUCCUCCAUUGAGGAAGUGAUGCAGUCUCUGAACAACCUGGUGGCCGCCGGAAAGGUCCUCUAUCUCGGAAUAAGUGACGCUCCUGCCUGGGUUGUUUCAAAAGCAAAUCAAUAUGCCCGCGAUCACGGCCUACGUACCUUCUCUGUUUACCAGGGCCGCUGGUCUGCUGCCUGCCGUGAUUUCGAACGAGACAUCAUUCCAAUGGCCAAAAACGAAGGCAUAGCGCUGGCACCAUGGGGAGCACUUGGUAGUGGUAACUUCAAGUCCGAGCAGCAACGCCAAUCCGACGAUGGUCGCCGGUUUAUUCCUCCCACCGAAGCCGAGAUCGCUGUUGCAAAAGUCCUUGAGCAAAUUGGGGACAAACGCCACACCCUUAUCACAAGUGUGGCACUCGCAUACGUCAUGCACAAGGCCCCGUACGUAUUCCCAGUUGUCGGGGGAAGGAGGAUUGAACAUUUAAAGGGGAACAUUGAGGCAUUGAGCUUGGAGUUGAGUGAAGAGGAGAUUGAUGAAAUCGAUGCGGCAACACCCUUCGAUGUAGGGUUCCCACUGAACUUUUUACUAAGUGUUUCGGGUGCGCAGUAUAAGUUAGGAGUGAAGGCGAGUGAGAUCGGAAUGGUAAAGCUGGCAGCAUAUUUGGACAUAGUCCAAGAGCCACAGCCGAUAAAGCCCAGGAAGAUCUAA